This is a messenger RNA of Mesocricetus auratus (golden hamster), 3582 nucleotides long. RefSeq names its product major facilitator superfamily domain containing 9 (gene Slc67a2). Gene Ontology annotation, molecular function: transmembrane transporter activity. Gene Ontology annotation, biological process: transmembrane transport. Bases 74 to 1474 code for a protein of 466 amino acids. The transcript is spliced from 6 exons. The record is from RefSeq and is a predicted model, not a curated record. NCBI's taxonomy places the organism in Eukaryota, Metazoa, Chordata, Mammalia, Rodentia, Cricetidae.
AGUCUGGGCGUGCCCACCUCGGGGGCGUGGCCCGCUGGCGGCAGGGGCGCCCACUCCCCCAGCCCGCGCCGGGAUGGCGCUGGGGCUCCGCGGGCGACGGGCUUCUGGGAAGGGACUAGCCUCGGAGACCCCAGCGACCUCAACAGCAGCUUCCGGUGCAGCGGGCUCCCGCCGCUUCCGGCUCUGUCUCUACCUGGUAGGCUUUUUGGACUUGUUUGCUGUCAGUAUGGUUGUCCCACUGUUGAGUCUUCAUGUCAAGUCCCUUGGAGUAAGUCCUGUAGUUGCUGGAGUGGUGGGCUCCACCUACGGUGCUUUGCAGCUCUUCUCCAGCACCUUUGUGGGCUGCUGGAGUGAUGUGGUCGGAAGAAGGUCCUCCUUGCUGGUCUGCAUUCUACUCAGUGCCCUGGGUUAUCUCCUCCUUGGAGUAUCCACCAACGUGUUCCUGUUUACGCUGGCUAGAGUCCCUGUGGGUGUUUUUAAACACACCCUCUCCAUCUCCAGGGCACUGCUUUCUGACCUGGUCACAGAGAAGGAGCGUCCACUAGUGCUGGGACAGUUCAACACAGCCUCGGGUGUAGGCUUCAUCUUGGGCCCCAUGGUUGGUGGGUAUCUGACGGAACUGGAUGGUGGCUUCUACGUGACGGCUUUAAUCUGCUCCUCCGUCUUCCUUCUCAAUGCUGGUCUCGUUUGGCUGUCACCCUGGAAAGAAACAAACCUCAACAGCGCAGGGAAUGGGUGGAGCUGGACUCAGGAGCGUGCUGCAGCCCCCAGAAAAUCGGAAGGUACACCGCAGGGAGCAGCCACCACCCCUAAGGUCAGGAGGACUGAGACCAAAGUGCAGAGGCCCUGGGUUGAAGUCACGUCGGCCUUGAAGGACAUGAAGAGCCUCAUAUUUUCUGCAUUAUGGGACAUAUUUCUCGUGCGCUUGUUGAUGGGGGUGGCCGUCAUGCUGUACUACAGUAACUUCGUCUUGGCCCUGGAGGAGCGUUUCGGGGUGCGGCCCAAGACCACAGGAUACCUCAUCAGCUACACCAGUGCCCUGGGCACCCUGGCUGGCUUCGCUGUGGGGCCCAUUCUACAGCUGUACAAGCACGACUCGUACAUGGUCCUGCUGCACUCCAGCGUGCUCACCUGCCUGCUGCUGCUGCUCUACUCUGUGGCCAGCACCAUGGGUGUGGUGGUCUUUUCCUCCACACUCCUGUCCUUCUCCACCAGCAUCGGGAGAACCUGCACCACUGACCUCCAGCUGAGUGCCGGCGGGGCCCAGGCCAGUGGCACUGUCAUAGGUGUGGGCCAGUCUGUGACUGCCGUGAGCCGUAUCAUUGCCCCUCUCCUCUCAGGAGUCGUCCAAGAGAUCAGUCCCUGUGGCCCCCCAAGCCUGGGUGUGGCUUUAGCCCUGGUGGCUAUUUUAAUCAUGUCACUAAGCAAACCAGAUUCCAGGGGGCAUGGGAGUAAGGUACUAAAAAGGGAGUAGGAUGGAUUGGGACCACUUGGAGAAGCAGAACUAGAACUGGGCAAAUCAGGGACAGGGACUGGUCAGAAGGGCGUUUCAGAGAUGGUGGCUCAUCUAAGUGCAGUCGCUUCCAGGUGGCUGUGGCCAGUCCUCAGCUGCACAGGCAUGCCAGCGGGACCACCAGAAGUAAGCUGCAGACAGGAAGGUUUAGAUUGAGCACAGCUCUGCCAGGGGUCCAUAUCCACAGCCUACCCGGAUGGCUUCUCUCCCUCCUGGGCCAGUAAUGUUAGCAUUUGCUGCUGGGGAAAGGCAGCGCGCUACAGAAGGGGAAGAUGGUGGUGGGGGAGCAUUGGGGUGUGGAGGAUGGGAGAAGCCAUGUCCCAAAGAAAAUAGGUGCUGGCCACCUCUCUGGAGCGCAGGUUUCCUGCUAAACCCAGGAGCCACAAGGAGCUGGGAGGAGCUGCUUUAUUUAAACCAACCUAUUGCUUUCUCCACUCUUUAAAAAAGAAGUCAGAUGCUGAGCUCACCCCAAGACACAUAGAUGCACAGGCCCUGCAAGGCCAAAUCUGGGGUUUUACUCCUCCGGUGGCCAUUUCUGGUGGAGGGGGAGGAGCACUGUGAGGUGUACUAGUUUCGAUUGAAGUAAAAGCCAGAGACAGCACUGUUUCAGUAGCUAACUGCACAUGCCCCUGAGCUUGCUGCCUGCCACGGUGGUAGAUCACCUUUCUCACCCCUCAGGAACCAGUCUGCAUUAGAAAGAAGCAGCUUUCCAGGUGGCUGCUCUCCUCUUUAAGGCUAAAUCACUAGACUUUGAGAAGAUUUGGGAUCCCAGAUGCUGGGGCUCUGGGGAAUUGUGUCAUCCUGGUGUUAACAUGGUGGCCAUGAAGAAAACAACACAGAGUGCUGUUGAAACAGAUGUUGUAUACAGAGAAAGGGCCAAGGCCAUCCCAGGCCCGGGAGAGGUGACUCUACUUGGCUUUUAAAAGUCACUCAUUUGCUUUAUUUUGUUUUACUCUGGUGCCUGGGAAGAGCCAGGUUGACUCAUGAGAGUGUGGAUACACCCUUCCCUGUGACUCCAAGCCACCAUUUUACUAGCACCCAGGAGAGGUUCAAGACAGGGCUUCACAGACUCACAUGGGCCAGCCUGUUGACCACGGGAUCACAUUGAUUGUUUCAGAGCACUGUCUAGGGGCCUGCCCUCUCACACACAUUCCAAAUCACAUUCCUUUUAAUCCUCUUGAUUAUUCCACUAAUUUUCACCCUAAUAUAACACAUAAUCAUAAGUGGUAUUUAAUGCGCUAGUAUUUCUUAACUCUAAUGUUUACUAUUUAUAAAUCAGUAAAGGUGUUUCCACAGUUUUAAAAGUUGUAGGUGGGAUAAACUCAAAUAUUUAUGAGAGUUAAAACUACUUUUUAGCGUGAAUGUUAUCCCUUUUCCUCUUCAGCUUACAAAAAAUAUAAGUUCUCUUUUAAGUUGGUUCUGCUGUGAAUUUAACACAGGAGGAAAGAAUUCUUAAGAGACCAAAGCAUGGCAUGAACGGCCAUGCUCUCAUGCAGCAUCUAAAUGUCAUGGAGACUGGGCUCAGAAAGACCAUAAAUGUGUCGUCCUCAUGAUGUAAAGAAGGAAGGUUUCAGAAGUGUUUCUCAAAAGACUGUGCACUCAGAGACAGUGCAGUUUCCUAAAAAUGGUAUGGUAGCCAUGUUUGUUUAUUAAGACCAUAGCACUUUGUUUUUUAAGCCAAACCUAUAAACUUAGAGAGGCUUUGAAAUUAAUAAGACACAUGGAAACCAGAAUCAACAGGUAUCUAGAGAAACACUGUUGUCCUAUAUUCUGUGACCUUAGUGAUUUGUUAAUCUGAUGGUUGUUUCUUAGUUUGUCUGCUUUGGUAUGUUGCUUUAUUUUAUUUUGUCUUAUCUAAUGUCUUGUUCUAAGUGUGGUCUAUAGACCACCAUGUCCUGGAAAAUUUACAUGCCUCAGCCCCAGCACAUUCCUGCUAGGGACCACUUUGAGGAGCUGUCUAGCUGAUUUGUGUGCACAGAACGCUUUGGCAGCCCUUGGUCUGGUGAGUGGAAUUUAUGUUUUAUGGGAUAAAAAUCUCAGGGAAAUUAAAUCUUCUCGGUUAACUUGUA